Molecule: messenger RNA, 1645 nt
Organism: Lactuca sativa (garden lettuce)
Lineage: Eukaryota; Viridiplantae; Streptophyta; Magnoliopsida; Asterales; Asteraceae
Source: RefSeq, a predicted model, not a curated record
UUCCUGUAUUCCUUUUCCUUUUUCUCUCCCGUGAUGUUGUUAGGAGGUUCUUCCUAUUACGGGCUUACGGCGAAUCAAUUUUGGCAACGGAUCUCGAGUUAGUUUCUCGCUGAAUGUUCAGAAAUCGGUAGUUUCAAUUCUAAGUUGACAAGGAAGAUAAGUUAUAAUGGAUGAAAACCUUGAAGAUGGUGUCUGACAUUUUAUGUGGGCAUUUGAAGACUCUCUGAAGUAAAGUCUGACUGCAGUGCAUUUGAAGACUCUCUGAAGUAAUGUCUGACUGCAGGAGGAACACUCCUGUGGUUUGGACGGGAUACGGGAUCAACACGAUCUUUUCCGGAAUUGCCGAGAGCAUGGAUAUAGAUUAAUGGUACGGUUAUUCAAUCACAUUCGGCCGCACAAAACCCUAUCAAUACCUUACCAAAAUUGAAGGAAGACUAGCGAUUGCAAGGAGUCAAGGGCUUUGUGAAGUAUUCGUCAAUUCAAGAGAUACCUAUACAAAUAAAUACAUUGGGGAUUCAGCAAUAUCUUUUGCAACGGAGGUUGGAAUUGUGAUGCGGAGCUUUUGUGAAAUGGAAUUCCAUACAUAGGAGAAAGUAGCAAAAGAAAAUAAAGAAGAAAUGAUUAACAGAUUACGUGAAAAAUUUGAAUUACCGCACGAAGAUAAAGUUCUGAUGGAGUAUGUAGAUGAACAAAUGCGGAGGCAAUGGAAACGCACACGAAAUAUUUUCAAAGAUUAUUGGAAGAAAAAUGGAGGAAUAACAGAUCCACAAUUUGCAAGAUCUAAAAUGAAGCCAGAUUCUCGUAGCGAAGAAGAUUGGGGUUAUUUGUGCGAUUAUUGGGAAUCGGAUAAAGCGAAGCAAUAUGCUGAACAAAUGAAACAUAAUCGGGGAAAAUUUGUUAUUCCAAGUACAGGAGGCUCAAGAUCGAUAGCAAAUCACAAAUUUGCCAUGACAAAUAAAGAGACUCAAAUGCCCCCCAGCCCAAUCGAGUUAUAUCAUAAGUUGCAUUUUGAUCCCAUAAAGAAAUGGAUAAAUGAUGAGUCACGCAUUCAAUACGAAAAUAUUCUCCAACUCAAGGAGGAAGAAUACGCCAAAUUAGUUUCGGCGGGAACAAGCAUUACUCAAGAAAUGGAAUACGACAUAGAGAAAAAAGUCAUUAAAACUACUUCUGCCAAACAUAAAACAUUACAAUCUGGAUGGGAGGCUUCAAGUGGACCUGUUAUGAGGAAAAAAGAUAUACAUCUCUUAUCAACCGCAGAAACAUCUCAAUCAGCCUCAAAAGACGAAGAAGAUAUGAAAAGUAAGAUUGUUGCACUUGAGGAGGAGGUUCGAAUAAAUGAACAAAAAGUCAAACAAAGUGAGGAAAAAUGUGAAAAAUGUUCCAGUUUAUUAUCUCGAAGUUCCCAGAUUCUCAAAACAUAUUAUGUCCAUCCGAUGAAGAUGAAGCUCGUGCGUACGAUGACAUAACAGAUCUAUCAGAGCAAGCGUAACAUUCUUGACCGGUUAUUAAAAUUUGGAACUUCUUUCACGUAUGGUUUAGUUAUUGACUAGUUUCUUAGACAUUUUUGUUUGUUGUUUUAAAUUUGGAUAUGAUGUCUAAAUUACGGUUUAUUUAUCUAGUACUAGUUCAUUUGGUGUAUUAACAA